Nannizzia gypsea CBS 118893 is the source of this 633-nucleotide messenger RNA. Its product is annotated as methionine-R-sulfoxide reductase B2. The record is from RefSeq and is a predicted model, not a curated record. The transcript has 2 exons. NCBI's taxonomy places the organism in Eukaryota, Fungi, Ascomycota, Eurotiomycetes, Onygenales, Arthrodermataceae. The coding region runs from base 1 to 633 and encodes 210 amino acids. Gene Ontology annotation, molecular function: peptide-methionine (R)-S-oxide reductase activity. Gene Ontology annotation, biological process: response to oxidative stress; protein repair.
AUGUCUUUCUCACGAAUUAUAUACAGAUCAGUUGCAUCCAGGCUUGCGCCUAACAGCUAUACAUUCACAUCACAUAUUCCUCGCUUCUCCAAGAGAUCACCACCUAGCCGGCUAGUUCUACCAGGAACUUCAUCUAUGAUGGGCUUUCUGUCCUCAUUUUUCAGCAGUUCUAGUUCCAGUGCAAAUUCAGAGAACAUGGCAGGCUACCCUGACAAAAAGACAGAUGCCGAGUGGCGAGCGGUUCUCUCACCACAGCAAUUUCACGUUCUUCGCCAGAAAGGAACCGAACGCGCCUUCACCGGAGAAUACGACAAACAUAUGCCCGAGUCCGGUGUCUAUGAAUGUGCCGGUUGUUCCGCACCACUAUACAAAGCCACUCAUAAAUUCAAAUCAGGAUGUGGAUGGCCGGCAUACUUCGACUGCAUCCCUGGUGCGGUCAAACGUCUUGAUGACAGAUCCUUUGGCAUUACCCGGACGGAGAUCGUGUGCUCGAAUUGCGGAGGCCAUCUGGGUCAUGUUUUCAAGGGUGAAGGGUUUGAUACACCAACCGACGAGAGACACUGUGUGAACAGUAUUAGCCUGAAGUUUAGCGAGGAUGAAGAGGCCGCGAAAGCCCCUAAGGAGAACAUAUAA